AUGUCCUUGACGCGUAGGGAGUGGCACGCGAGCAAGGUGCAGGACAGAGCUCCUCUCUGGCCAACCACUCGGCCAGCGGAAGGCUACGAGUAUCCAGAAUGGGCGUAUUCUAUCAAAGAUCGCAAGCCCACUCGACUCGUCAAAGUGCUGGCGGCCGACCUUGACAACAUCGACAAGAAGCGGAAACCUAUCAACCUUCCCGAGCUGGAGCACUUGUCCUUCGCUAUGGCAUACGCGUUGGACAUGACACCUGUCAGCGCGAGCCGCGAGCUCCUCCUGCUGGACUCGCAAUCAGACGCGAUCUUCCGGCUCGACUGUCAGCUGUAUCACUGGACGGGACCCAACCCGGUAACGGGACUUUAUCCUCAACGCGACGCGAGGGGCGUCGCGCUGGACAUCACGCAGGACUCGUGCUGGGACUGUCUCAUAGACGGGAAGAAGUGCGAUAAGGUGGGAUUGAUCUUGGAGGGACCGCUCGCCAACAAGUAUGAUCCCCUCAGCAGGCGGACUCCGCGCUCAAUCAAUGACAUGCUAGGUCUACCGACCAACUUUUCGGUCUUCACUACUGCCAUGCAGAAAGCACGCCUGGAAGGUGCCUCGCCAAACCAGAAGAAACGCAAAGCCGGGCCCAGCGAUGCCCGACCCGGCGACCGGAAGAGCUUCAGGAUAAGCGUCAAGCGGGAACGAACAUCCUCCUCCGCCGAGUCCACUCCUCCUCCUGCGGACACCCUCACCGGGUCCAGCUCCGCUGCUUUGGAGGAGCAAGUCGAGCCCGCCGCUCCUGAGGCCGCCUCUGAGCGGAUCCUACUUCGGAUAGCGGCGGGACAUCGAGGGACGCCGGAAACUUCGUCGACCAUGACGCCCGAAUCGGACGAAUCGGAUUUCGAACAGGAGAAACGCGAAAAGGAGGCUGUCCGAACCGCUAUCGAGGCUCUCGCCGGCGGGGCACCGGACCGAACGGCCCCUGCGGCAGAGUCACCUGCGGUCAUCAAGCCCGUGCCCAUCGCCCGGCCAGCUAUCACUUCCCAGCAUGUACGCACUGCUCAGCCUGUACCCAGGCAGCUGUCCGCACUUGCUUCCCAAACCGCGCCUUCUGCCCAGCCCGCCCCCAUCGCCCGACUUGCUUCCACUGCCCUCCCCACGCCUGCUGCUCAGCGUGCACAUGCUGCAGUAUCCACAUCUGCUCCACACCCAACUCCUGCUCGACAACCUGUACCUGCUCCACAGCCCGCAUCUGCUGCCCAGGCUGUAUCCGCCGCCCAAGCUGGAUCCGCUCCCCACCCUCCGCCUGCCGCUCAGCAUGUGGCUGCUCCACAACCCGCAUCUGUCCCCCAAACAGUAUCUGCUCUACAGCCAGCUGCACUGGCCGUCCGACCCGCGCCCCUCGCUCAGCCCGUACCCGCCGCCCAACUUGCGUCCGCUCCCAACCCCUCGCCUGCUUCUCACCAGGCACCUGCUCCACAAACGACAGCUGCCCCAUCACCCGCACCUUCUGUCCAGCCUGCACCUCCCGCCGCGCCAUCCUCGACCCUUCCAGCUGUUGCCAACAUCGACGCAGUAUCAGGCACCGCCAACCUACCGGCGCAGCAGACCGUCACGGUCACCGAACCUACAGCCCUGGCAGGACCCAUCGUACCGAGCGCUCCCGCAGCCGCCGCUUCCGCCGGAUUGUCCCAGCCCUCUCCAGCGGUCAUCACAGCGGCGGAUCCAGCCAACCACCAUCCCUCUCCUGUUUUGAUGACCUCGCAAUCCACUCCACAAACACCUACGGUCGUCGUCCCCACCGGUGCUCCCAUCACCACGGCACCAGCCUUACCCCAAAUCCCAGCUCCUCCAGCCACCUCCUCUGGCACCGCGUCCGAUUAUGACCUCACUACCGAUAUCGUCCACAAGCACGCCUCGAUCUACAUGAAAGGCAUCACCGUCCCGGGUCACCAAUAUCAAUUCCAGCCUGCGUGUGACGUCCCCCAGUUCCAGUGGCCCGGCAAGGCGGAGGCUUUGGGUCUGGAGCGAUGGGUACCCGAACCGAGUCAAUCCAUUGAGCCGUACGUGGCGGGUCUGACGAGAUUGAAGGGAGUAAAGGGGAACGCACCUGUCUGGAACGCAUUUAUGUACACACACAAAGACGCCCAGUGCAGCGCAUGCAAGGCGGCGGGACACCCCUGCGUAUUCUCUAACUGGAUAACGCCUCCUCCUCCCUCUUAUGGCGUACCGACCGGUAUGCAUCCAUGCCUCGACGCGUGCCUGCACUGCAGAGCGGUAGUCCCCAAGCCGGGAGAGCGAGUUUUGAAGUGUACGGCUGGCGGGCGGAUCAUGUCCGGACCGGAUAUUGGCAAGAAAGUCAUUUUCGACAAGGCAAAACUUCGGCAUGUCGAGAAGUUCUGCCAGGAUGUCGACAGGGCCCGAAUCUGGACAAUGGGAAUGACAUCUGCCAGAGUACCCCGUGAUCGGACAAAAGAGUACAACAAAGCCCGAGCGAACAUGUCGUCCCAGCAGUCCAACGCGGAAGCAGGCCCCUCGACCCCUCAGACCAAGGUGGAGAGGAUCGCGACGCCCCACUCUCAGACCAUUGCGUCCGGUCCGGCCAUCCUACCAAUCCCCACCCCUUCAUCCGCAUCUGCUGGCCCGGCUAUAGGCAUGGCACCGUCUACACAGGCCACACCCAAUGCAGCGCACCCGCUGGACCUAGCGGCAUUUGCUGCAUCAGUGCAGGCGGCCCAGGACCACACGGCGCAUACAUCUUCGGUCGCCGUUCAACCUGGUCUUUCCCCAGCCGCCCCGCCGCCUUACUACAUGCCAAGGCUUCGCUCCCCUCCCCACCCUCUCUCAUUGUCCUUCUCUACCCUUAUCACCCCUCGCCUCGCUCGGGAGAAUGUCUCUAUCCCAUCAGCAUCGCCCGCUGUGCCAGCAACCGCAUCUGCAGAAGGCGAAAAGGCUUCAACAAAUACAACUCCCCAGCCUCCACCGAGCACCAGUCCAGUAGCGGUCGCAACGCCCGCGAUUACGUCCAGCAUCGACACUCCGGCGGAGACUACCGGCGGACUGGCGGCUCCUCCGCCUCCCUCGCUGGGUCCAGCGGUCCCUCCGCCUGCGAGCGAUUCGACCGAGACCACCUCGAUGCCUGCAGACGCGGCUGUAGGCAUGACAGUGCUCGUUCCAGCUUUGCCUCAGACCGAGGAAAAGGCGACAGCUGUGUCAGAAGCGGCAGUGGAGGCGGAGGUUCCAAAGGAGGAGACUGUGGAGGUGUCGAUGGGAUCAGCGGCAGCUAUCGUUCCUUCCGGUGUCCCACAAGAAUUGGCAGGGCCCGUCGGAUCGACCGGUCAUAGCGAUCCCCUCGAUCGCCUUGAUCCUAGGCUUCGCGCCGAUCCUAUCGGCCCCAUCGACCCAAAUGACCAUAUCACGCUCCUCUGGCGCCGGUCCGCCGAUGGCUAUCGCGCAUCAUACGAAGCUGCUGUCCUCCGCGUUGACGACCUCAGCCGGCGGAACCAGCAGCUCCAAUUCGAGCUGGACCGGCUCAAGGCCGCCCCCAAUGCUGAGCUCGCCAAGGCGCAAGAACGCAUCGCCAUGCUCGAGCGGAUAGCGGACCCCGCGGUGGUGCAUCGGAUAGCGACUGCCAAGCUGGAGGCGGUAGCGCAGAGGGAGCAGGCGGUGGCGCAGAGGCAUCAGGCAAUGAGGGAGUUGGCGGCUGCGCAGGCUCAGGUGGAGAAGAUGGAGGUGGACUUGAAGGCGCUAAGGGAGCAGGCGAGUCGGGAGGCAUUCAUGCGGGAAGAGGUGGAGGCGAAGGAGAGGUUGGCCCAGGCGAGGAUCAUCGAGUUGAGGAUGGAGUUGCAGGCGGAGGGAAAAAGAUUUUCGAUCACUCUGACUUGGGGGCAUCAGGCUUGGCCUGGUCAUCUGUUUGCGGCCAAUGUGCGAGGCUAUGAAUUAUGGGCGUUCUCGCCCCGCUCUACAGCCGAGUUUGAGCACAUUUGCGGAACUCGCCUCCUCAUUCCUCAUUUCGCCCCUUCCUCCUCGACCCUCUGUACUUCACUUUCCAACAUGUUCGCUCCCCCAAAAGCCGACAUACCAGCCUCACGGCUGAUGUUCAUCGCCGUCGCAUUUUUCGCCAUGCUACCCAUACUCGGCGUCAUGGCGGCAUCGAUUAUUUUAUGCCCUGUCGGUGUCGCGUCAACAUUCCCCCACGUCGCCGACCCCUCGCUGGCCGGCAGGAGUGGCCUGGCCAGCAUGUGCUCGCAACACCAUUAUAUCUACCUCUUGCCGCUUAUGGUCCCUAUCACGGCGUGGUUUGCGAUCGCAAAUUGGGUCGGAUGGGAAUACUUUCGAUAUGCCUGA
Molecule: messenger RNA, 4329 nt
Organism: Dioszegia hungarica
Lineage: Eukaryota; Fungi; Basidiomycota; Tremellomycetes; Tremellales; Bulleribasidiaceae
Exons: 9
Coding region: 1-4329 (1442 amino acids)
Source: RefSeq, a predicted model, not a curated record